AUGCCUUUCAAGGACCAACUCAUUUUACAGGGAACGGACAGAUUGGAAGUCCUUAGAGUUGAAAUUGAAGAUGAAAAACUUGAACUCACAUACAGAAAACUUGAGAAAUUCUCAGGAUUAAGAAAUCUUGAAGUACUGGGUGGAGGUCUGAUUGGGGAUUUCAUGGGAGUUUUUCCAAGUAUACGUUGGCUUCGACUGAAUAAGCGCAGAGCGAUCCCGAUUGGUUUAGAUAUGAAGAAAUUAGUGAAUUUCAAUGUGAUCGGUUGCCCAAUCAGAGAUGACUGGAGAGGCUGGCAAACUAUGAAGUUGACUGAGAUCGAAGGUCUCGAGGGGCUGGCGACAUUACAAUCGCUAGAUAUCUCACGCUGCGAGAAUUUGACCCAGGUGUUUGGGCUCGAGAAGUUGGAGUCAUUGAGAUCGCUGAAGAUGACUGAAUGUGUCGAUCAAGAAAUUGCCUGA
Molecule: messenger RNA, 459 nt
Organism: Linum tenue
Lineage: Eukaryota; Viridiplantae; Streptophyta; Magnoliopsida; Malpighiales; Linaceae
Source: the annotation of a GenBank genome assembly